Molecule: messenger RNA, 1227 nt
Organism: Rotaria socialis
Lineage: Eukaryota; Metazoa; Rotifera; Eurotatoria; Philodinida; Philodinidae
Source: the annotation of a GenBank genome assembly
AUGAACGAUGAAUCUGACGAUGAACUUUCAAGUAAUUGGGAAAUGGGUAAGACACAUGAUGGACGAAUAUUUUAUAUUGAUCAUCAAAUAAAAAACACACAAUGGGAACAUCCUAUUACAAAAAAAAUUAAAAUUAUACCACCAGAUUUACCAUUUGGUUGGAAAGAAGUAAUUGAAAAAGAUGGAACAGUUCUAUAUAUCGAUGAACAACAUAAAAUUAUUACCACUGGAGAUCCUCGUCUGGCAUAUACGAAGAAUCCAGUAACAAAAGAUUCUAGUUCAAAUUUCGGACAUCAAUCAAAUGCAUUGCAAAUUCUUUAUGGAAUGGAUCUCACUAAUAAAACAGCUAUCGUGACUGGUGCUAAUACUGGCAUAGGUUUUGAAAUUGCACGUUCAUUCGCAAAACAUGGUUGUCAAGUUAUACUAGCUUGUCGAAACAUGGCGAAGGGUGAAGCUGCUUGUGCAAAAAUUAUUAAAGAGCAGGAAAAUGCAAAUGUCAGUUGUCGAAAAUUAGAUCUAUGUUCAUUACGUAAUGUUAAACAAUUUGCUGAACAAUAUCGACAAGAAUCUUUGCCAUUGCAUCUGCUUAUAUUAAAUGCUGGCGUUUUAAAUACAAGAUUUAAACUAACUGAAAAUGGUUAUGAAGAAAUGUUUCAAGUUAAUUAUAUGGCACAAGCCUAUUUGACAGUUGGAUUACUUACCUCGAUGAUAACCACAAAAAGUGAUAGUCCACCUCGUGUUAUUGCUAUUAGUUGUGAAUCGCACCGCGUAGAAAGUCCAGGUAUUUCAAUGCUCAACGGUAUUAUAUUGGAUCGACUAAGUCCGCGUUCACCACAUCAUUUUGAUAAUUUACUUGCUUAUGGUCAAUCGAAACUUUGCUUAAUUAUGUUUAUUGCUGAAUUUCGACGAAAUUAUCCACAAAUUUAUUCGGUUGCUUGUCAUCCUGGUAAUGCAAUCAAUUCUGAUUUAACUCGUAAUUCCUAUUUAUAUCGAUUUUUUGUUACAAUUGCGCGUCCUUUUUCGAAAUCUUUGCAACAAGCUGCAGCAACACCAGUAUUUUGUUCUAUAAUGAAAUCUGUUUUAAACGAACCAACUAUUUAUUAUAACAAUUGCUAUGAAGGUUCUCCAUCAUCAUUUGUUUAUAAUACACAGUUAACGCAAGAUUUAUGGAUACAAACUCAAACAAUGAUUGAAUUAGCAUUUAAAAGACAGCCAUUAACUGUUUAA